AUGUGUAGGUAUGAGAUAUGUGAUGCACCUAGUAGGGCUGAUCAUUUAGAAGAUGCUACAGACCUUGAGUCUGAACCAGCAUUAUCUCAGGGAUCAAGUUGGAGUCAAACUUCAGAAGGUCAGCAGCAGCUUAGCAGUGGAAUUCAUGUGUUGAAUGAACAAAUUGUAAAUCUUUCUACUGGAAACACAAGUCCAAUAAAAUACCAACUUCAACAGCCGUUGAAAUGUGUACAAGAUAGUACUAAGAGAUACUUAAAGAGAAAAGCAACAGAAGUCAUCCUAACCAUGCUCCACUAUAUUACUCCUGGCCAGUCUUCUGUAUUAUUUCGAUGGUUAAUGGACGACUCUCCUGAUAUAAAAGAGGACUUGGAGAACUCUAUCAACAUUGAUUUUGAAAAGGUUACUGAAUGGCAAGCUCAUCAUAGAUCAUUUACCAAUCUUUUUGGAAAGGUCAAACAGGACUGGUUUGCUGUGGCUUCAGCUUUAGAGCAUACUCUUACAACUAUAAAAGAACAGAUGCCACAGAUUCAGGAAGUGUUUCUGCGCUCGGAUAAUGCAGGUUGCUACCACUGCGGAUGCCUUUGGUUGAGUUUACAAGGAAUCAGUGAGCGCACAGGUAUAAGAGUUACACGUUACGACUUCAGUGAAGCGCAGUCAGGAAAGAGCAUCUGUGAUGCAAAGAUAGCCCAUAUGAGAUUGAAAAUGCGCAUGUAUGUGUCAUCAGGGAGGAACAUCACCAGUCCUUUCGAAAUGCAGGCAGCAAUAAUGGAUGGAACAGGAGUCAAAGCUUGCCAGUGUGCUGUUGUGGAAGUUGACUCGUCAAAGCAGACCAUGACAAACCACCGCAUUAAAGGAAUUAACCAGAUGAAUAACAUAGCUUUUGAUGGGGACGAUAUAAUUGUAUGGCAAGCCUUUAAUGUAGGCAUUGGGAUAAAGAUGCAGAGAAGUAAACUUUUGAAAAAUGAACAACUUGAUACAGGAUUGAAGAUUUUGUCAAAUUUUGAAGGUGCUCAACAAAUAGAUGGUAAUAUUACCAAGAAAAGUAAGGAAAAUACAACAGGUAAUACUGCUGAACCUAUUGAACAGUCAGUUUUUUACUGUACAGAACUUGGUUGCACAAUGCAGUUUUCCAUUAAUCAAGGUUUACAGGACCACAUUGAUCUUAGUCGUCAUACUGAUGAAAAGAUGUCCACUUAUGAUCAUUUAAGACACCGUUGGGUUGCUACAUGCCAAGCAAAUCUCUUCUCUUCAAGAGAAAUUUUGAGGCGAACCACACAAGAAACAGAACAACAUCACUCCGUAGAAAAUGACAUACAAUAUGGAUGGGCUUUGAAGAAAGAGAAAAAAUUUGUGCGCUUCAGCUGUAAAGUGAAGGAGUUUUUACAGAAGACUUACCAGGAUGGAGAAGUAUCUGAAAGGAAGGCAAACCCAUCAGAUGUCAGUCAAAACAUGAAGUCUCUGCGCAAAGACAAUGAACCAAUCAGUCAUCAGUAA
Mytilus californianus (California mussel) is the source of this 1494-nucleotide messenger RNA. RefSeq lists its product as uncharacterized. Bases 1 to 1494 code for a protein of 497 amino acids. The record is from RefSeq and is a predicted model, not a curated record. NCBI's taxonomy places the organism in Eukaryota, Metazoa, Mollusca, Bivalvia, Mytilida, Mytilidae. The transcript is spliced from 8 exons.